This is a messenger RNA of Daldinia loculata, 1831 nucleotides long. RefSeq lists its product as uncharacterized. The transcript has 4 exons. The record is from RefSeq and is a predicted model, not a curated record. The coding region runs from base 152 to 1534 and encodes 460 amino acids. Lineage: Eukaryota; Fungi; Ascomycota; Sordariomycetes; Xylariales; Hypoxylaceae.
AACACCUCUUGCUUUGCUUUUUGCUCCCUCUUUCUUGUCCAUUUUUGUAUCAUUCUUCACCCGGUAAGACACGAGCUGUAGCAAGAAAAAAAAAGAUAAAUAAAUACUCGAGACGAUCAUUUUGUUGUUCUACUCUCUAACGUGGUCGGCAAUGGCCUCUUCCAAGGAAAUGCAAACACCAACGAGGCCAUUGAACCAGCACCGUCAAUCGAUUUCUUCUACCUCGGCGUCUUCCUUAGGCGCUUCAAGACCAUUAUCCCAUUCACGCAACAACUCCCACACAUACUCCGCUUUGUCCGGCGCCCUCAAUGCCACCCACCGCGUAACACGUCGGAAGAGCAUGACCGGCACUGCUGCCAACGUCGCGGCUGUCGCGGCCGCUCUCGAAGAAGCAGGGGAUAAGGUUGGACCAUUACCUAUUGCUGUCAAUUCCCGCCGCGGUACCAUGUCCAAGCCUGCCACCGCCCGACCUCCAAUCGUGGGCAGCUUACCUUCUCCACCUGCUAGCUUGCCAACCCAUAGAUUCUCGAUGAAUUUGAAAUCCGAGGGCCCAGAAAACGCUAUCGAUGACUCCUCGAACGACAUGUCCGCCGAUGAGGGGGAAGCGGGUCCCCAGAAAGCUCGCAUGCGACGGGCGAGCGAUGGUCAGCCGCUAACAAAAGAGGGUAGGAAGAGCAACCGAAUUGAACUCCGCUGCGACAAGUGCGGGAAAGGAUACAAGCAUAGCAGCUGCUUGACCAAGCAUUUGUGGGAACAUACUCCCGAGUGGUCUCUCACGUCCAAGCUGCUUAUAUCCAAGCACCAACAAGUUCAACUGCUCGAAGCGGCCUCAGUUCUUGUCGCCAUGAACACGGAGGCAGCCACUCCUCCAGACUCUACCAAAGACUUUGCCAGCGACCCCGAAUCCGCUUCUCCCACCGCCUCUGGGUACUCAGACCUCCACGAUGGUCGUAGUUCAGCCGACACCACCCCACCUCCGCAUUUGGACGCUUUUAGUGCUAUGAAUUCUUUUGCUUAUCGUACGGCUUCCAAGAGGGACAGCAAUGGGAGUAGCUUUGCGCGAUCGUACCAGUCGGCCGUUUCGGGUUCGUUCUUCUCAGGUAGCGUACCAAACGGGAAUGGAUUCGGUCACGCUCGUCAUGCUAGUUCGGACCGGCGCCCCCCUUCUUCAGGAAUGAACAGCACUGGCCAAGAUGAUCGUGAUCUUGCGACAGCCAUCGAGUUACUCAGCUGCAGCUUCGGUAGCAACGGAGGGACCCGAGAUUCUAGGCUCCCUGACGAUGCUCCUCCCGUACCACCGCUACCUGCCCAGUAUCUCGAUCACGCAGCUUUUACCAGUACGAGUUUUAUCAACAGCUUUCCAUCAGGGCAGAUGCCGGAAAGUUUUACCCGGGGUGAGCUCCGGCAUACCGAGGACGUGAAGAUGGAAGAUAGUGAAAGUAGCAUAAUGGAUGAAGACGAAGGCGAAGGACGGUUUAGGGCGCGCAGCAGCGAGGAAGACGAUGAUAUGAUGUUUGGCCGUAUGGAGGAUUAAACUUGAGAUCGCUCGCCCGCUCGCUCAUUAGAGAGACGGCACGAAACGAUAAAUGGCUCUGGUUGUUUCCUUUGUGUCACAUAUAUCAACUUCUGUAAACGAGGUGGUUCCGCUCCGCUGCCGAAAUCUCAGCACCGAAGAAUGGGGGGCUCUAGGUACGAAUACUCUAAGGCAUGCUCCAAGAGGUUAAAGUGAGGAUCGGAGAAAAGCGUCGAGCGAACACCCAACCUGUCGAAACCGUAGGGAAAGUGUGGAUUUCAUUAGGCAAGGCGUGUGAUGUCUAUUAACAGGAAUAUA